GAGAACAGGACGUUGAUCUGAGCUCAGUCAUCGUUUCUUCUUCUGUUGCCUCUGAUGAUUAUGAUGAUGCUUAUAAUCAGACAAUCGGGCGCUUUUAUUCGGAUUUAUUGGAUCGAUGUGUUUGAUUGGAAAUGAAUGAUGAAUCUGUUCAGGGAUUUAAUCUAAUUGAUUUCUUUAUCAUGGAUCGGAAUCUUCUCACACUCAUGAAAGUUUCACUGCUCGCAGUGAGCAUGCUGGUGACGACAGGUUUGUCAGGCACAGACAGCGUUGAUUCGUCAAUACCACAACAAUCUCAUGACUGCAAUCAUUCACUUCUGCUGCUGGAGAUGGAGACGUGUGGAGCUCGAUUCAAAUCAUACAUGGAUUACGUGCUACCACAGGACAGAUGCAACCUCACCAACUUCAUAGGCGAGUAUCACGUCUUCUCCUCCUGCACCGAGAUAAACUCAGGACGCAUCGGAUGCUUUUGGCCCAAUCCGGUGGUGGAACAUUUUAUCAUCCACAUCCACAAACGCUUCUUCUCCAACUGCACGCUGGAGCAGCCCAUUCACGUGGACCCGCCGGACGACACGCUGGCUCUGCUCAUCCUCAUCCCUGUGUUCCUCACGCUGGCCAUGGUGGCGCUCGUCGUCUGGUGCAGUAAGAGAAGCGACAUUCUGGCGUAGAGACUGAAGAUUUCAUUCACAGACUGUAUAUUUGUAGAGGUUCAGCUGUCGUGUCUGUUCAUGAACCUGUAAAACAAAUGAUCAAAUUGUCCACGCCUCAUCGUGUAUCGUCUUCUGCAUCAAAUGAAAUCCCUCCAGAAUCAUUGAGAUGUCUCAUAAGAAAACAAUCAAACCAGAUCGGUCUGUGCCAGCUACUGUAUAGAUCUGUAUAAUUUGUUUUAAUGGAAGUCAGGCCAAAUGCAUCAGAUGAAAAAAACUUUAAGCUUGAUGUUCAUUUCAUUGACACUCGACUGCUAAAUGAUAAACACUGUUUGAUCAUUAACACACAAGUGUGAAUAUUAUUAUCUGUCACAGCCGAUUCAUUGGACACUAAAGCUGAUUCAUUCUUGUAUUGUA
This is a messenger RNA of Paramisgurnus dabryanus, 1061 nucleotides long. Its product is annotated as receptor activity-modifying protein 3-like. The record is from RefSeq and is a predicted model, not a curated record. Lineage: Eukaryota; Metazoa; Chordata; Actinopteri; Cypriniformes; Cobitidae. Gene Ontology annotation, biological process: G protein-coupled receptor signaling pathway; intracellular protein transport; protein localization to plasma membrane. Gene Ontology annotation, molecular function: coreceptor activity. Gene Ontology annotation, cellular component: signaling receptor complex; membrane; cell surface.